AAACGUUUCCAUAGAGUUUAGUAUCAUGUUACUAAAAGAAGAAACUCAUGUGACUCGGGGGAAAAUAUUAUUGACUUUUAGUUGAAUCUGAAGUCCAGCUUAUAAUGCUAUGAUAUUGUAAAGAUAUAUGGAAUUAAUUCAAAAUCAUGGCAAGUUGUAGAAAACAUUUUAAGUCUGCAUCAAGCACACUGAAAAUCGCGACUGUGCUGUUAAUAUUAACAUUUGUUCUUCAUGUUGUGGCUUUCUCGACACCUAAUUGGUCAACUGUGCGACUGUCGGUCGAAAACGCAAGUUAUUUCUGGCUCGAAGGAUCGGACCACGCGGGUCUUUGGCAGGUCUGUUCUUGUUUCGAGCAUGGCUUCUGCACCUGUUUCGGAAGACAUGGCGAUCCAGUGUUGUUUAAAGUUGUUCAAACAUUGGAAACGUUCGCUCUGGUCGGCUAUAUUAUUUCUGGAAUAUUGUCUUUGGUGCAGCUCUUCUCGGAGCAGGACAGAAAAGUGAAGAAGAUUAAUGUUUUCAUCAUUGUCGGUGCAGGUCUAUGUGCUGCUCUGGGAGUGAUUGUGUUCGGUAUCAGAUCAAGAAAUGAGUUUAAGGAUAUGGUUGAAUUUUUGGAUCAGCUCGGAUUGGACUAUGAUGGUCAUUUGGAUUAUUCUUUUUAUUUCUGUUGCAUUUCCGUUUUCUUUUGUCUUAUUAUGUGUACUCCUUUGUACAUGAAAGACGAGAAGAUUCCAGUCCCUACGGUCACACAAGAACUUCCGGUCGUUUACAACAACCAAGGUCAAAUGGUUAUUCCUUCUCAUAUUCAGGAGCAUGUAUAUGCCUCCGACAUGGACCAACCGUCUUUAGAAAACAUACCGACCAUUGCGCAUGCGCCGUACGGGGCUCCGCCUGCAUAUACAGCGGCUAACCAACAGGUGCCACCGCCUCAGUUUGAUGACGGAAUACCAUACAAAGCAUAAUUAUCUUGCCUUACUUCACUUAAUAAGAUAUCAAAGAACUGGUAUAUAUUCUCCGUUGAUAUUACACAAAUUGAAUAUAUGGAUAAAUCCCGGGUAAAACGAAACAAAAUAAAUAAAAACAUUUUCCCUAAUAACUAAUUUUCAUGUAUUAUUAUUUAUUUAUUUUAGGACAUAGUACACAAUACAAUACAUACAAGACAAACGAUUAAGUUAAGUAUCACAGACAAAAGUUGCAAUUAAUAAGAAUCUCCAUUAAAACAAGAUAUUAUAAAAAUUAAAACAUGUCAGACAGUUUGCAUAUAAAACUUAAUAUCAAAGCGUACUUUUACUUAUGAUAAAAGGGAGUUAAGAAAAAUUGUACUAUGAUCCUAUGGAUAACCCAUUAAGCCAAAAGCUUAUUUCUAAUGGGGUCCAUGGGUAAAAAUUGAAAUGUCCAAAUAUAUAAAAAGGAUACAACUUAAAUACAAAAAUUGAGGUCCUUUGUCAAGAUUUUGGUUUAAAACGGGAGUAAAAGUAAGUAAAAGUAUGAACUUUAAGAUUUCCUUAUUCUGCCUACUGGACAGCUUUUGUUCGUGUCGUAUUCUUUAUAUUGUAAUUCUAUGCUAGAGCAAUUUGCUUAUUCAUCUGAAGUAAAUUAUUCUUAUGUUAUAUAUGUAAGUAAUUAUUUUAAUUAUAUCUUAAAGUCUUAUAAAAUUCAAAUCCGGUUAAUCCAGUUUUGGUCAAGCAACUGACCUUUUCAAAUCUUCACAGCUUAUUACUUACUCUAAUUCAGGUUGUGGACUUUGAGUUAGAUAUUCACUGAAGGUAUAUCAAAAUUUCAAAAAUUUCCAAAACCACAAUGGGUCCAAAAAUGUCUUUCAAAAUCAGCAACCAAAAUUUCAAAAAUAACUUUCAGUUGUAGCAAAAUUGGUCAUACUAUAGACCUUUACACCCAAAAGAUAAACCAAUCAAAAUGACACGCCCACGUUGAAUUGCAAAUCAUCCUCCGAGCAAGCAGGUAGCUGCCUUUACGCAGAUAAGGAUCUGCUUAGUAAAAAUCUAGCCAUCAAAAAUCAAAUAAAGGCAGUCAUUGCCUACUUCAUAUUGAAAUUCGCAGCAACUUUAUCUAUUUUGCCGGCUAAUAAAACACUCUUUUCAGUUGUUACGUGUUUAGACCAUAUGUCAUAAUAACUUUAAUUUAAUGGAAAUGUCCUGGCAUACAGGUAGUUAGCCUAAAGACUGUAGUUUAACCCUUAGCCUGCUGUCGGCAAGUGAUUCUGCCUUUGCGACCAGUGCGGACCAAGAUCAGCCUACACAUCCGUGCAGUCUGAUCAUGGUCUGCACUGUUCGCCAUUCAGUCAGUAUGUUUUGGUAAGCACCCUUUUUAACAGUUAAUGGUACUGUCUAAACUGAAAGAUGGACCAGUCCAUUUCAGACAUUUAGCAGGCUAAGGGUUAAUGAGUGUUCCGAUUGUAUCUUUGAAUCACUCGCCACCAUCGAUCCUGGCAUACAGUUAAACUCGUAAUUAAAUGGUUGGCACAAAUACUUGCCAUGAUAGAGCGCAGGUCUGAUUUCAGUUGAUUUAUCAUUGUGUUUAUUUCAGCUAAUCUUGUUUAUGGUAGAAAACAAAAAAUAUUCUUAUAAGUAUUAAUCAUUUUGUUUAGAUGUUUAUGUCAUUGUUUAUGUUUUAGCCAUUAAGUUUUGGCCUAAAUGACUUUGUUUACUAUUAUUGCAAAGUUCUCAACAGAACCUUAACUAUUCUGUUAUUGUUGUCGCUGGAAUUUUCAUUAAUAAUUAUUCAGAAAUGUUAACCAGUCAUUUAUUUACGAACAUACCCAGUUGUGAUUGAUUUUACAUCUGUUGUUUAUGGUUAUAGAAUACAUAAUGGACAGUCUGAUUGACAUGCUUUUAAAAUGGUUAUAAUUAUACAUGUAAUUAUUUCUUGAAGAAAAGGUAUAAAUACUCUAAUAUACUUAGAAGGGAAGACUGAAUCAAAGAGAUCAAAUUGGAGCACUGGGAAAUGUUUUUCAGAAAGGGAAACGGGUAAUUGAAAAAAAGCAGAUCGGGUUAAAGAGGAAUGUGGAAGAUUAAGAAGGAGCUGGAGUGGUUAGGUUGAUGUAAUAUAGAACAGCUCGGCUUUAGAAGUGUAAAUUGUUUAAAAGUUUGUUGUGGGACAAAAUUAUUAAAGAAGCUGAUGCAUUUAUACCUGAAUCGAUUCUUAGUAAAGUUCAUCUUGUAAAUAAACCUGUGUGUGUU
This is a messenger RNA of Mercenaria mercenaria, 3194 nucleotides long. RefSeq lists its product as uncharacterized. Bases 147 to 959 code for a protein of 270 amino acids. The record is from RefSeq and is a predicted model, not a curated record. Gene Ontology annotation, cellular component: membrane. The transcript has 3 exons. NCBI's taxonomy places the organism in Eukaryota, Metazoa, Mollusca, Bivalvia, Venerida, Veneridae.